Nestor notabilis (Kea) is the source of this 1038-nucleotide messenger RNA. RefSeq names its product arsenite methyltransferase (gene AS3MT). Gene Ontology annotation, cellular component: cytosol. Lineage: Eukaryota; Metazoa; Chordata; Aves; Psittaciformes; Psittacidae. The annotation marks the transcript as partial. Gene Ontology annotation, biological process: arsonoacetate metabolic process; toxin metabolic process. The record is from RefSeq and is a predicted model, not a curated record. The transcript has 9 exons. Gene Ontology annotation, molecular function: arsenite methyltransferase activity.
GAUUACUAUGGCAAAGAGCUGCAGAAGACGGAGGACCUGAAAACCAAUGCAUGCAUCACCUUGAGCAAGCCCGUUCCCAGGGCGGUGAGAGAUGCCUUGGAGUGUGUCCACAAGGAGGUGGUGGCCAAGUACUAUGGCUGCGGUCUGGUGGUCCCCGAGUGCCUGGCAUCGUGCCGGAUUCUGGACCUGGGUAGCGGCAGUGGCAGAGACUGCUACCUGCUGAGUCAGCUGGUUGGGGAGCAGGGCCAUGUCACCGGCAUAGACAUGACCGAGGGCCAGGUUGAGGUGGCGAAGAAGCACAUUGCCUACCACAUGGAGAAGUUUGGCUACCGAAAGCCAAAUGUGGAUUUCCUCCAGGGCUACAUGGAGAAGCUGGGUGAUGCCGGGCUGGCUGACAGCAGCUACGAUGUUGUCAUCUCCAACUGUGUGAUCAACCUUGCCCCUGACAAGAGGGCUGUGCUGCAGGAGGCCUACCGCGUGCUGAAGCCUGGAGGAGAGAUGUACUUCAGUGAUGUCUAUGCUAGCCAGCGCCUGAGCGAGACCGUCCGGAAGCACAGGGUGCUGUGGGGAGAGUGCCUGGCAGGAGCCCUGUACUGGAAAGACCUGUACAGCAUCGCUGAGGAGGUGGGGUUCAGCCCCCCGUGCCUGGUCACUGCCAGCCCCAUUACCAUCGGUGACAAGGAGCUGGAAAGCAUCAUUGGUGACUGCCGCUUUGUCUCCGCGACUUUCCGCCUCUUCAAGGUGCUGGGUAGUGGCCAGGCCGGGCCAGGCCAGGUCGUCUACAAUGGUGGGAUCAUGGGCCAUGAGCAAGAGCUGGUGUUUGAUGCCAACUUCACCUUCAAGGAAGGAGAGGUGGUGGAUGUGGAUGCCGAGAUGGCUGCGAUCUUGAGGAGCUCCAGGUUCGCAGAGAAGUUCCUGAUCCAAGCUGGUGCUGCACCACAGGGCUGCAGUUGCAAGGGGGUCAAGGAGAAGAUCCGUGAUCCCUUCCAGCUGCUGGAGCAGCUAUCAGUCUCACGUCCUGCCUGCUGUCCUGUCUGA